Messenger RNA from Echinops telfairi (small Madagascar hedgehog), 1263 nucleotides. Its product is annotated as haptoglobin. Gene Ontology annotation, molecular function: hemoglobin binding; serine-type endopeptidase activity. Gene Ontology annotation, biological process: acute inflammatory response; proteolysis. NCBI's taxonomy places the organism in Eukaryota, Metazoa, Chordata, Mammalia, Afrosoricida, Tenrecidae. Gene Ontology annotation, cellular component: extracellular region. The transcript is spliced from 5 exons. Bases 70 to 1107 code for a protein of 345 amino acids. The record is from RefSeq and is a predicted model, not a curated record.
UGCAGGAGGCAUAAAAGGACCAGGAGGGGCCCUCACAGCACUGCUCUUCCAGAGGCAGACAGACCAAAGAUGAGCGCCCUGAGAGCUGUUGUCGCCCUCCUGCUCUGCGGGCAGCUGUUUGCCGUGGAGCUCAGCACUGAGGCCACCGCUAUUGCAGAUGACGGCUGCCCAAAGGCCCCCGAGAUCGAAAACGGCAAUUUGGAACACUCAGUCCGCUAUCAGUGUAAUACAUACUACAGACUACGCACUGAAGGAGAUGGCGUGUACACUCUAAACAGUGAGAAGCAGUGGGUGAAUAGCGUCGUUGGAGAGACACUUCCUGAAUGUGAAGCAGUAUGUGGAAGGCCUAAGAAUCCAGUGAAUCAGGUGCAGAGGAUCAUUGGUGGAUCACUGGAUGCCAAAGGCAGCUUUCCCUGGCAGGCUAAGAUGAUCUCGCGCCACAAUCUCAUCACGGGGGCUACGCUGAUCAGUGAAAAAUGGCUGUUGACCACAGCAAAAAAUCUCUUCCUGAAUCAUACAGCUGAUGCACAACCAAAGGACAUUGCACCCACUUUAAAACUCUACGUGGGGAAACAUCAGCUUGUGGAGAUUGAGAAAGUGGUUCUCCACCCUAACUACACCAGUGUAGACAUUGGGCUCAUCAAACUCAAACAUAAGGUGCCAGUAAAUGAGAGAGUCAUGCCCAUUUGCCUCCCUUCCAAGGACUAUGCAGAAGUGGGACGUGUGGGUUAUGUGUCUGGCUGGGGCCGGAAUUCCAUGUUUAACUUUACGACGCACCUGAAGUAUGUCAUGCUGCCCGUGGCUGACCAAGAAAAGUGUGUAAAGCACUAUGAAGGCAGCGUAGUAGCGGAGAAGAAGGAACAAAAGAGUCCUGUCGGGGUGCAGCCCAUACUGAAUGAACACACCUUCUGUGCCGGCAUGUCCAAGUUUGAGGAAGACACCUGCUACGGCGAUGCUGGCAGCGCCUUCGUGGUCCAGGAUGAUGACACCUGGUAUGCAGCCGGGAUCCUGAGCUUUGAUAAGAGCUGCGCUGUGGCUGAAUAUGGGGUGUACGUGAAGGUGCCCUCCAUACUGGACUGGGUUCGGAAGACCAUGGCUGAGAGCUAAUGCCAGGCCACUGGAAGCCCUUGGCUGAGAGCAGGAUUUCUCUCCGGGGGAGGGCAAACUGGAUGGGAGGGGCAGGGAGGAAACCUGGCCUGAAGCUGUGGGAAGCCAGCUCUGCACUGCUGAGUCACUCAAUAAACAGUGCUCUUUUGACUUGUU